Paramecium tetraurelia is the source of this 322-nucleotide messenger RNA. RefSeq lists its product as uncharacterized. The transcript has 2 exons. The record is from RefSeq and is a predicted model, not a curated record. NCBI's taxonomy places the organism in Eukaryota, Ciliophora, Oligohymenophorea, Peniculida, Parameciidae.
AUCCUGUGCAUAAUAUUGCAUGUUUAUUUCAGCUCCUGGUUGUGUGUUUAUGACCUAUUUGGGAUUCAUGAUUGCAAUAGGAUCUGAAACUGUUUAUGUUGUCCCUCACAGCAGAAUCGAGGGAGCUUUUGCAUUGUUUAUAACAGCAGUGCUCUAUGCGAUAUUCUUUGCUAUCAGUUAUAAUAGUGAAUACUCCCAAGUUCAAAGAUAACAGAAUGUUGAUGAAUGGAUUAAUUCACAGGAAAUCAGAGAAGCAGAAAUGGAGUUGCAAAACCUUCCAAAACAACAACCUACAGAAUAAUAAUCAGAAGAUUUCUAAUGA